ACCACCUAGACCAGAAUCCACCUCCCUUGCCAGGUAAGUACUAGAGGUCCCUUGCUGGGGUCCUAGCUACUAUUGCAGUACAAAUAAGCAACCACUUUCCUUAAUAUAACGCUCUUGGCAAAGGUCAAUGGUAACGUGGGCUGGGAGAUGAAACACUCCUCGCACUCCUAUCCACAGAAGGGAUCCCUCUCAGUCUAGGCUGGCCAUGCCACUAAGAGACAGGGUGCUGAAGGGGUUCAGUCCGCCUCACCCCUUGCUGCGUGGAGCCCCAAAAGCACCCAUCACUAAAGCCUUGAUAAGCACAACCUGCCUGGGUCUCAUUGCACCUCAUUGCCCGAGGAUUGGCCUGGACCAGGGGAGCUGGGCAGUGCUGGGCAGCUCCAGGGAGCAAGACUGGAGGCUUUCCCUGCCACACCGUGUCACUUUAAAAGCACACGCAGAGAAGAAAAUACCCAGCGGUGUGUCAGGGAAGUGAGUCACCAUGGAAAUGCACCCAAUCAGCGCUGAGGGCAGAGGAACAGCAUUAGACUUGCAAGCUCCGGCAGCUGGAUGACCAGAGCAGUCAGCAGCUUGUCCUGCCAGGACCUGACCUUCCAACCCACGUGCACUGCUUGAAGAUACUAACACUUCAAUUUGAAAGACAGAGCACAGUGGCACAGCUCAAGCAGAUGUCAUGGAAGUUGAUCCAGCACUUCCAUUAAAUACAGAGGAAGAGGACCUAACCACCCCAUUUAUGAAGAGGAUGUAUACACCAGCUCUCCAAGAGGAAGUCAAUGUGGCUGUCAUUGCAAGUGUCAUCACUGUGGUUUUCAUCACCCUCCUGACCGUCCUGAUGGUGAUCAUAGUGUACCUAUAUAAGAAUAAAGGCACUUACCUCACCUAUGAACAAUCAAACACAGAGCCUGAUGCAUCAGUACAGAUGGAGAAUGUGCCUCCCAAAGGAGAAAAGGAAGAGUAUUUCAUUUGAUUCCUUUCAGCUUCUAAGCUGUUCUCAGCUUUGAUGUCAAUGUGCCCAGACCUUCCCAGACUCUGGAUUCGAAAGACUUUUUCUCCUCCUCAAUUUAUUAACUGGAUCAAGGAAAGAAAAGUGUAAUGGGUGACUACUAGCCUUGAUCAUAGUUCUACUGCACAGACUGCUAAUGGAAAGCCAGUAUCACCACUGUAAUGAGAGGUGAGCAGGAGGAUGCUUGCCAGUAGCAGGGAUAGCUGGUGGUUGGCACUUCCUUUUCCAUGACUUGCAAUACAGUUGAUUGGCCAGAUGUCUGUA
This is a messenger RNA of Gavialis gangeticus (Gharial), 1267 nucleotides long. It is a transcript of the gene SMAGP, whose product is annotated as small cell adhesion glycoprotein. The record is from RefSeq and is a predicted model, not a curated record. The transcript is spliced from 4 exons. The coding region runs from base 674 to 967 and encodes 97 amino acids. NCBI's taxonomy places the organism in Eukaryota, Metazoa, Chordata, Crocodylia, Gavialidae.